ACCAUUGCUAAAAUAAAAAUAAAUAUUAUUGUUACAGAUACUUAGCCGCUGGUUGCAGUAUGACUGAAUUGCAUCAUUCUUAUCAACAUGGAAUUUCAACUAUUUCUGGAAUUGUAAGGGUGCGUCCACAUCUGGCGAAUGUGCCGCGAAUGUGCAACUCACGAACGGUACGCGAACUGCACUCGCGCUGCACGCAUGCAGUCACUGCAAUGGUUCGUUGCGCCGCCUUAGCGCAACUCAUACAAGGCUCGUAUAAGGCGUGCGCGCGGCGCGCGAUCUGCGCGUACUCAAUCCUCGCGCUUACAGUUCCAUUUACUGGCUCAGUACUUUCGAAGAUGUCGGACGACACUAGUGCUUUUAAUAUAAUUGCUGCAUCAUUAGCUAUUAUAUUACUGAUAAAAAGGAAAAAAAAGAGACAACGGCGUUGGUGGCAAAAUCCUAUUUUUAAAAGAAAACAGAAUAUAGUAGCGGAGUUAAAAAGCCAUCAAUUAAGCGGCCACUAUGCAAAUUUUUUAAAAUUGUCACCAGAAUUAUAUGAAAAUCUACUACACAUGCUUAGUUUCAAGAUUGCUAAAAAGGAAACGCAUUUUAGGCUACCAAUUUCAGUUGAAAAUAAAUUAAGUUUGACAUUACGAUUCUUGGCCACUGGAGAUUCCUACACAAGCUUGCAGUACCUUUUUAGAAUUUCUAAGCAAAGUAUAAGUAUUAUUAUUCCUGAAGUGUGUUUGGCGAUUAUCAAGUGUUUAAAGGAAAACGUACGUGUGCCAAGGAGACCAGAAAUAUGGCUAGAAGUGAGUAAAGGAUUCGAAGAUAAAUGGCAUUUGCCCCAUUGCAUUGGCGCAAUAGACGGUAAACAUAUAGUCAUACAGGCACCUCCGAAAAGUGGAACUGAAUAUCAUAAUUACAAAUCUACUUUUAGUAUUGUUCUGUUUGCACUGGUAGACUCAGAUUAUAAAUUUAUGUUUGCUGAUGUUGGUUGCCAGGGGCGUAUAUCUGAUGGAGGGAUAUUCAAAGAUACAGAGUUCUACAAGAUGAUGCAAAAUGGCUCCUUAAAUUUACCACAAGAAAAAGCAUUACCUUACAGGACUAAAGCGAUACCCUACUUCUUUGUUGCUGACAGCGCUUUUGCUCUAGAUAAACAUGUGAUGAAACCAUACUCCGGUAACCACAGUAAAGGCACUCCGGAACGCAUUUUUAACUAUAGAUUAAGCAGAGCUCGCAGAAUUGUUGAGAGUGCCUUUGGCAUUGCAUCAUCCAUUUUUAGGGUACUUAGAAAACCUAUGAUAUUAAAACCAGAAGUUGCUGAAGUAGUCGUUAUGAGUAUUAUUCACUUGCAUAAUUAUUUGAAACAGAACGCCACCGAUAGUUAUACAACUAAUUCCAAUAUGUAUAUAAAUCAAUCCGUACCUAAUUUGACAUCUCUUUCAAAUAUUCAAACAUCACAAAUAAGAUAUUCAAGAGAAAUAAACGAAAUAAGAGAUGAGAUUGCUUCUUAUUGCGUAAAUGAAGGCCGUAUUGCAUUUCAAGAUAAAUAUUGUUGAUUUAAUUACUUACAGUAUUUAUACGUUUCCUUGGUUUAUCCCGAUCAGCUAAAAAGGAAAAAGCGUCAUAGGCAAACCAUCUACUUUUGUAAGUCUCGGAUGCACCUAAAAAUAUAGAAUAAUAUUAGUUACAUAGUCAAUUUAACUAAUAAAAUAAAACAUAAAAAGUAACAAAUAGUUUUUUACUCGCCUUUCCCUGUCCCUUUACUUUUUUGACUUUUUCCUU
Amyelois transitella is the source of this 1767-nucleotide messenger RNA. RefSeq lists its product as uncharacterized. Bases 60 to 1541 code for a protein of 493 amino acids. The record is from RefSeq and is a predicted model, not a curated record. The transcript has 2 exons. Lineage: Eukaryota; Metazoa; Arthropoda; Insecta; Lepidoptera; Pyralidae.